Messenger RNA from Magnusiomyces paraingens, 1932 nucleotides. RefSeq lists its product as uncharacterized. Gene Ontology annotation, molecular function: aminopeptidase activity; metallopeptidase activity; zinc ion binding. The transcript has a single exon. The coding region runs from base 1 to 1932 and encodes 643 amino acids. Gene Ontology annotation, biological process: proteolysis. The record is from RefSeq and is a predicted model, not a curated record. NCBI's taxonomy places the organism in Eukaryota, Fungi, Ascomycota, Dipodascomycetes, Dipodascales, Dipodascaceae. Gene Ontology annotation, cellular component: cytosol.
AUGUCUACAACUAUUUUCGACAUUAAAAGACCUAUUGAAUCUCCAGAGAGAGAUCCUUCUACUUUAUCAAAUUAUUAUGCUUUUAACGUCAAUCUCACCGAUAUAGAAUACCAUGUUGAUUGGGAGAAAAAAAUUUUAGUUGGCAAAGUUAUAUACGACCUUUCUAUUAAAGAAUCCUCACAACCUUCUAGUAUUAUUUUAGACACCUCAUACUUGAAUGUUUUUAAAGCAUCAAUUAACGAUGAGGAAACACCGUUUGUACUUGAUGAAAAACGACUGGAGCCAUUGGGGACUAAACUUUCUAUACCCUUGCAUAAAUGGAGAACUAAAACUUCUAGUACUAAAGCUCAACUUAAGCUUUCCUUAGAGUUUUCUACAACGGAAAAAGUUACUGCUGUUCAAUGGUUAGAACCUGAACAAACUGCGGGAAAAACAGCACCUUAUCUCUUCUCUCAGUGUGAAGCAAUCCACGCUCGUUCUAUGUACCCUUGCUUUGACACGCCUUCUGUUAAAUCUCCAAUGAAUAUUUCAAUUUAUUCUAUUUAUCCAACUGUUUCAAGUGGUAAUGUAGUAUCGAAGCCUUCAAAGCCAGGUAGUGAAAUCGAACCAUAUGUUUUUAAGCAAGAAUUACCUAUUCCUUCAUACUUGUUUGCCAUUGCAUCUGGUGAUAUCUCUAAUGCACCGAUUGGACCUCGUUCUUUAAUUUACAGUGAACCAUCUUUUUUGCAAGCAUGUCAAUAUGAGUUCGAAGCAGAUACAGAGAAAUUCAUUGAAGUCGCUGAAAAAAUUGUGUUUCCUUAUGAGUGGAAAACCUACAAUGUUUUGAUUUUGCCACCUUCAUUUCCAUAUGGUGGAAUGGAAAAUCCGAAUAUCACAUUUGCAACACCAACACUCAUUUCAGGUGAUAGACAAAAUGUCGACGUAAUUGCUCAUGAGUUAGCACAUUCUUGGAGUGGAAAUCUCGUUACUAAUUGUUCAUGGGAGCAUUUUUGGUUAAAUGAAGGUUGGACGAUGUAUCUUGAGCGUCGUAUAGUUGGCUCAAUUCAUGGCGAGGCUUAUCGUCACUUUUCUGCUAUCAUUGGCUGGAAAGAUUUGCAAGAUGAUAUUGAUUCUAUGAGUCCUGCAACCAGAGAAAAAUACUCUCCUUUGGUUGUUGAUUUAUCUAAUUUGGCCGAUCCUGAUGAUGCAUUUUCAACUGUUCCAUAUGAAAAGGGCUUCAAUUUAUUGUUUUUAAUUGAGCAGAAGCUUGGCGGCUUUAAAGAGUUCGAUCCUUUUAUUCCCUUUUACUUUACUAAGUUUCGAACCCAAUCAUUGGAUACCUAUCAAUUUAAAGAUACUCUCUAUGAGUUUUUCAAACAUAAAAAAGAUAUUUUAGAUGAAAUCGAUUGGGAUACAUGGUUCUAUUCACCUGGAAUGCCACCGGUCAAGCCAGACUUUGAUACCAGUUUAGCUGAUGCUUGUUAUGCUCUUAGUGCCAAAUGGGUUGAUGCCGCUCUAAAUGCGCCUAAAAAUGCUACUAUUUCAUAUUUUAAAGAAAAGUUUUCAGUUGAAAAUUUAAAAGGAUGGAAUUCUCAACAAUAUCUCGUUUUUUUGGAUAGCGUGACUGAUAGCCCAAAAAUUAGAUGGAGCGAUGCGGCUCCCAGUAAUGCAGUCAAAGCAUUGGGGGAAAUUUACAAGUUUGAAUCAUCAUCUAACCCGGAAGUAAUUUCCAGAUGGUUUAAAAUUGCAGUUAAAGCACGUUUAGGCCAUGAAUCAACCUAUAACCCAUUAGCAAAUUGGCUAGGGACCGUUGGAAGAAUGAAGUUUGUUCGUCCCGGUUUCCGUGAGCUAGCUAAGGUUGAUAAACCGCUCGCUAUUAGUACUUUUAAAAAAAAUGAGUUGUUUUAUCAUCCUAUUUGCAGAAACAUGGUAUCGAGAGACCUUGGACUUUAA